Molecule: messenger RNA, 3148 nt
Organism: Mesocricetus auratus (golden hamster)
Lineage: Eukaryota; Metazoa; Chordata; Mammalia; Rodentia; Cricetidae
Gene: Abcf1
Product: ATP binding cassette subfamily F member 1
Exons: 25
Coding region: 83-2626 (847 amino acids)
Molecular function (GO): ATP hydrolysis activity; ATP binding
Source: RefSeq, a predicted model, not a curated record
GAGCCGGCCCGCUGGCGGCCCCACGCCGCCGGAAGCGGAAACAGCGCCAGAGGGCCCCGGAGGACUCGCAACUGCCGCCGCGAUGCCGAAAGGUCCCAAGCAGCAGCCACUCGAGCCCAAGUGGUUCGGGUCAGGCGAGGACACGAGCCCCGAGGAAAAAGUGGUGAAGAAAGGCAAAAAGGACAAGAAGACCAAAAAGACGUUCUUUGAGGAGCUGGCAGUGGAGGAUAAGCAGGCCGGGGACGAAGAGAAGACACGGAAGGAGAAGGAGCAGCAGCAGCAGCAGCAGCAGCAGCAGCAGCAGCAGCAGCAGCAGCAGCAGAAGAAGAAGCGGGACACCCGCAAAGGCCGGCGGAGGAAGGAUGUGGACGACGAUGGGGAGGAGGAGGAGAAGGAGCUCAUGGAGCGUCUUAAGAAGCUCUCUGUGCCGGCCAUUGAUGAGGACGAGGUGCCGGCCCCAGCUCCCCGAGGAGGGAAGAAAGCCAAGGGUGGGAAUGCCUUUGAAGCCCUGAUUCAGGGUGACAGUGACGAGGAGGAGGAAAAGCAAGCUCCCAAGCCUGCCAAGCCGGAGAAGAAUCGUAUCAACAAGGCUGUGUCUGAGGAACAGCAGCCCGGGCUCAAGAGCAGACGGGGUAAGGAGGAGAAGUCCAAAGGAAAGGCCAAGCCUCAGAAUAAGUUCGCGGCUCUAGACAGUGAAGGGGAAGAUGAUGAAGAAGCAGCUGAAGAAAAGGAGCCUCCCAAGCCAGGGAAGGACAGAGAGACAGCCAAGGACACAGAGCAGGGUGAAAAGGAAGAGAGAGAAGAGGAAGAGGGGGCGUCCAAGGCAAACGACCCCUAUGCCCACCUUAGCAAAAAGGAAAAGAAAAAGCUAAAGAAACAGAUGGACUAUGAACGCCAGGUGGAAUCAUUAAAAGCAGCUAAUGCUGCGGAAAAUGACUUCUCCGUGUCCCAAGCAGAGGUGUCUUCCCGCCAGGCGAUGUUAGAAAACGCAUCUGACAUCAAGUUGGAAAAGUUCAGCAUCUCAGCCCAUGGCAAGGAGCUGUUUGUCAACGCUGACCUGUACAUCGUUGCAGGCCGCCGCUACGGGCUGGUGGGACCCAAUGGCAAAGGCAAGACCACACUCCUGAAGCACAUUGCCAACCGUGCCCUGAGCAUCCCCCCUAACAUUGACGUGCUGCUGUGUGAGCAGGAGGUGGUGGCUGAUGAGACACCAGCAGUGCAAGCUGUUCUCCGUGCGGACACCAAACGACUCCGGUUGCUAGAGCAGGAGCGACAGCUUCAGGGACAGCUGGAGCAGGGGGACGACACGGCUGCCGAGAAACUGGAAAAGGUGUAUGAGGAACUGAGGGCCACUGGGGCAGCAGCUGCAGAGGCCAAGGCGAGGCGCAUCCUGGCUGGCUUGGGCUUUGAUCCUGAGAUGCAGAAUCGUCCCACACAGAAAUUCUCUGGCGGUUGGCGCAUGCGUGUCUCCCUGGCCAGGGCGCUGUUCAUGGAGCCCACCCUGCUGAUGCUGGAUGAGCCCACUAACCACCUGGACCUCAACGCCGUCAUCUGGCUCAACAACUACCUUCAGGGCUGGAAGAAGACGCUGCUGAUCGUCUCCCACGACCAGGGCUUUCUGGACGAUGUCUGCACUGAUAUCAUCCACCUCGACACCCAGAGGCUCCAUUACUACAGGGGCAAUUAUAUGACCUUCAAGAAGAUGUACCAGCAGAAGCAGAAGGAUCUGAUGAAGCAGUACGAGAAACAGGAGAAGAAGCUGAAGGAGCUGAAGGCUGGGGGCAAGUCCACCAAGCAGGCCGAGAAGCAAACCAAGGAAGUCCUGACUCGCAAACAGCAGAAGUGCCGGCGGAAAAACCAGGACGAAGAGUCUCAGGAGCCCCCUGAGCUCCUGAAGCGUCCCAAGGAGUACACCGUGCGCUUCACCUUCCCAGACCCGCCACCCCUCAGCCCGCCGGUGCUAGGGCUGCACAGUGUGACAUUUGGCUACGAGGGGCAGAAGCCGCUCUUUAAGAACCUGGAUUUUGGGAUCGACAUGGAUUCACGGAUUUGUAUCGUGGGCCCCAACGGCGUGGGGAAGAGCACCCUUCUCCUGCUGCUGACUGGGAAGCUGACACCGACCAACGGGGAAAUGAGAAAGAACCAUCGACUGAAAAUUGGCUUCUUUAACCAGCAGUAUGCAGAGCAGCUGCACAUGGAGGAGACCCCCACCGAGUACUUGCAGAGGAGCUUCAACUUGCCCUACCAGGAUGCCCGGAAGUGCCUGGGCCGCUUUGGCCUCGAGAGCCACGCCCACACCAUCCAGAUCUGCAAACUCUCUGGUGGGCAGAAAGCCCGAGUCGUGUUUGCUGAGCUGGCCUGCCGGGAGCCUGAUGUCCUCAUCUUGGAUGAACCAACCAAUAACUUGGACAUAGAGUCUAUUGAUGCCCUGGGGGAGGCCAUCAACGAGUACAAGGGAGCUGUAAUCGUCGUUAGCCACGAUGCCCGACUCAUCACAGAAACCAAUUGCCAGUUGUGGGUGGUGGAGGAGCAGAGUGUCAGUCAGAUCGACGGUGACUUCGAUGACUACAAGCGAGAGGUGUUGGAGGCCCUGGGUGAAGUCAUGGUCAACCGGCCUCGGGAUUGAGCUCGCCUCCUGGAAGCCUGCUGAGACCCUGUGGCUAGGGUCUCUGCCAUCCCCCUUUGUCCACCCAGACGCCUGCUGUGUCUGCUGCCAACUGAGCCACACGGGCCAUGAAGGUGAAGUGUUGCCUUGACAUGUGUGACAGGAUCCGUGUGGCUGUGUCCUUCCCUCCAAAGGACAGAGUCCCCUUCAGAUGACUGAGCUGGCUUAUGUCAGCAUCUCUGUUCAGACAGAGGUGACCUUUGCUGUGGUCAGUUUCCCCUCAAGCCAAGUUAAGGUAGCCUCUUGUCUCAAGACCCUGGCCGCUCAGCACUGACUCUGGUCCCUCCUUUUGGAAGGGUCCUGACUCACUGUCACAAACCGGACCCACGGCACAGCUGGAAGCGAGUGUCUGAGACCUGUUGUCACCACCCCAAGGUGGUGCGUCACUUGUCUGGUGGGGACUUAGGGAGGGCAGGAAAGGAAGCUGCUGAACUGAAGUCUCCUUUCAGAAGGGAGGAAAUAAAGGAGUGGGUGCUAACUCUG